Vombatus ursinus (common wombat) is the source of this 4581-nucleotide messenger RNA. Its product is annotated as arf-GAP with Rho-GAP domain, ANK repeat and PH domain-containing protein 3-like. The record is from RefSeq and is a predicted model, not a curated record. Gene Ontology annotation, molecular function: phosphatidylinositol-3,4,5-trisphosphate binding; GTPase activator activity; protein binding. Gene Ontology annotation, biological process: signal transduction; positive regulation of GTPase activity. Bases 104 to 4483 code for a protein of 1459 amino acids. The transcript is spliced from 32 exons. Lineage: Eukaryota; Metazoa; Chordata; Mammalia; Diprotodontia; Vombatidae. Gene Ontology annotation, cellular component: ruffle.
GCACUGGGGACUCGAGCUUGGUGCUUCAAGACGCAGGCUGCAACCGCGUCGUGUGAAUGAACUGAGCGGAUUGCCGCGGACUGAGGCAAUGGCCUGAACUCUCAUGGAGUCACCCAGGGACCUGGACAUUGAGGUCUGGUUGGCAGGAGUACAUCUAGAACGGUACGCAGAUACGUUCCGGAGGCACGGUGUGUCCACUGCGACUGCUGCCCAAAGCCUGGGCCACGAGGAACUUCGUCGAAUGGGCAUCUGGGCCACCGGUCAUCGCAAACGGAUUCUUCGCCUGCUUCAGGGGGCUACUGUGGAGGUCCCUACAGACACCCCACUGGACACUACCAUGGAUCAAACCCCAAACCCAGAUCCUCAAGUGCUCCCCACCAAACCAGUGCCCAAACCAAGGACAGUGUUUACUUUUUUUGGCACCACUCCUGCUGAAUCAGUCCUGCCUCCCUUGUUGAACCCUCCUAUGGAGACCCUUCCAGUGCCUCAGGAAGAAGAUACCAGCCUAAUAGUCCAAGAUGAAGGGAGCAUGGUCCCCAGGGGUUCAGAGCAGCCAGUGAGCCAAGAACCUUCCCUAAGCACCCCCCAGUCUCCCAUUUCCCCCUCCUUCCCUUCAGAUCAGCCUCCUAUCUUGGACAGGAUGACCAUGAUGCCCAAUGAUAUCUACUUUGGCCUAGACCUUGGAAGGGGAGCACAACCAGGGACUCAGGAAAUGACUACAGACUGCUCCCUGGUAGAUUCUCCUACUCCCAUCCCUACUUCCAGACCUACAGGAGGCACAGUGCAUAUCAUGGACCCUAGCAGCCUGUACUAUGGUGUUCAGCCUGUUUCAGUCCCUGGAACUCCCAAAGGGAGGAAGACAAGGGGUGUCAGUCAGUCAGCAGGUGAACCCAGGCCAAGCAGCCAUGAAUCAGAGGGGGUAGAGGAUUGUGGCUAUGCCAGUCUGGAGCUGCCUGGGAACUCCACCCACUUGAUGCCCAUCCUAGACCCUGAAGAGCCAGGCGAUGAUCUUAUCUCUCCCUAUGCCAGCUUCACCUCACUAGCUGAUCCCCCCACACCCUUGCUCAGUGGCUGGUUGGACAAGCUCUCGCCUCAGGGGUGUGAUUGGAAGGGGGUGAUAUGGGGGACUUUGGAAAGAACAAAAACCAGGGAGGAGUGUGAGAAGGGGAGGGAAGCCAUAAGAGAGGAGAGGAAUUAUGUCUUUCAGAGGCGUUUUGUCAGGUUCAAUGGAAAGAAACUGAUGUAUUAUGGAAGUGACAAGGACACCUUCCCUAAGGGGGUUAUCCCAUUGACUGUCAUUGAGAUGAUCCGAAGCUGCAAGGAUUGCAAGUUCCAAGUCAUCACUAGCCAAAGGGUGUUUGUGUUUCGAGCUGAGAGCGAAGCUCAGAGGGACAACUGGUGCUCCACACUGCAGUCUCGGCUAAAGGAGCAACGGCUUCUAGGCAACCCCCGGCCACCUCAUCCACCCCGUCCUCUCCGCACAGGGAUCCUAGAACUUCGGGGACACAAAGCUAAAGUGUUUGCAGCUCUGAGCCCUGGGGAGCUAGGACUGUACAAGAGUGAGCAGUCCUUUUCUCUGGGCAUUGGAAUUUGUUUCAUUGAGCUUCGGGGCUGCAGUGUCCGGGAGACCAAGAAUCGAAGCUUUGACCUUCUUACACCCCAUCGAUGCUUCAGCUUCACAGCGGAGUCAGCCUGUACUCGCCAGGUCUGGGCAUCUGCACUGCAGGAGGCCAUUACUGAGACUCUGUCUGACUAUGAGGUGGCUGAAAAAAUCUGGUCCAACCGAGCAAACCGACACUGUGCAGACUGUGGAGCAGCUCGUCCUGACUGGGCCUCAAUCAACCUGGGAGUGGUCAUCUGCAAGCAUUGUGCAGGACAACAUCGGGCCCUGGGCUCUGGGGUAUCUAAGGUGCAGAGUCUGAAACUAGACACAAGCAUCUGGAGCAAUGAGAUCGUGCAGCUUUUCCUCAUCCUGGGCAAUGAUGGAGCCAACCGGUUCUGGAUAAAGGGACUGCCCCCAGGAGGAGGGCUGCAUCCAGAUACUCCCCCUGGCCCCCGUGGGGACUUCAUCUCCCGCAAAUACCGGCUUGGCCUCUUUCGGGGACCCCAUCCUCAGUACCCUGACCACAGUCAGCUGCUGCAGGCACUGUGUGCAGCUGUGAUGGGACCCAACUUGUUGAAAACCAUGAUUCAGCUUUUCUCAUAUGAGGAACCGUGCUCUGAAGGCAGUUUCUCUAAUCUCCUCCCCCUAGACUCAUCCCCUAGUGUGUACAAUGAAGUCCUGGUGCCUGCUGCACUAAGUGGCUUUUUGUACUGCAGCCCAGUCAGCAGCAAACCUGGACCUCCACCCCACCGCCGGGGCCGGGAUGCACCCCCUAGGCUGUGGUGUGUGUUGGGAGCAGCCCUGGAGAUGUUUUCAUCAGAGACCAGUCCAGAGCCAAUCAGUUUGAUCCAGCCUCAGGAUGUGGUGUGUCUGGGGGUAAGCCCCCCACCAGUUGACCCAGGGGACCUUGACAGGUUCCCAUUCUCCUUUGAACUCAUUCUGACUGGAGAAAGGGUCCAAUAUUUUGGAACUGAUGGAGCUGAUAGUCUGGAGGCCUGGACCAGAGCAGUGGGCAAGUGGUUCUCCCCACUAAGCUGUCACCAGCUCCUGGGCCCUGGCCUGCUGAGGCUAGGCCGUUUACGGUUGCGGUCCCCUUCUCAGACUGCAAUGACCCCAGGCCUCUGGCUGUCUGCCUUUGGCCUCCUCCGAGGUGACCACCUAUUCCUGUGCCCAGCACCAGGCCCUGGCUCCCCAGCUCCUGAGGACACUGUGCACCUGAGAAGACUGCAGGAGAUCAGUGUGGUAUCUGCAAACGACAGCCCUGAUAAGAAAGACCAUCUAGUCCUGGUAGAAACAGGAAGGACCCUGUAUCUACAGGGAGAGGGGCGUAUAGACUUUGCUGGCUGGAGCACUGCCAUUGGAGGAGCAGCUGGAGGGGGGGGCACAGCGCUGCAAGGGCAGCAGAUGAGUCGAGGAGACAUUCCCAUCAUUGUGGAUGCCUGCAUCAGCUUUGUCACUCAGCAUGGUCUACGUUUGGAGGGUGUAUAUAGGAAGGGGGGUGCUCGGGCACGAAGUCUCCGGCUCCUGGCUGAGUUCCGGCAGGAUGCACGGUCAGUGAAGCUCCGGCCAGGAGAGCACUUUGUGGAAGAUGUAACGGACACACUCAAACGCUUCUUCCGGGAGCUGGAUGACCCUGUUACCUCUGCACGUUUGUUACCCAGAUGGAGGGAGGCUGCAGAGUUACCCCAGAAGUCUCAGCGGCUAGAGCGGUACAAGGAGGUGAUUGGAUGCCUGCCCAAGGUCAACCACAGAACACUGUCCACUCUCAUUGGUCACCUCUACCGGGUGCAGAAAUGUGCAAGUCUGAACCAGAUGUGUACUCGGAACCUGGCCCUGUUAUUUGCACCAAGUGUGUUCCAGACAGAUGGGCGAGGGGAGCAUGAGGUUCGGGUGCUGCAGGAACUCAUCGAUAACUACAUAUCUGUCUUUGAUAUCGAUUCAGACCAAGUGGCUCAGAUUGACCUGGAAGUCAGUCUCAUAACUACCUGGAAGGAUGUGCAGCUGUCACAAGCUGGAGACAUCAUCAUGGAAGUGUACUUGGAACAGCAGCUACCAGACAACUGUGUCACCCUGAAGGUUUCCCCAACACUGACUGCUGAGGAGCUGACAAAUCAGGUACUAGAGAUGAGGGGAGCAAUAGCUGGCACAGACCUGUGGCUGAUGUUUGAGAUCCGGGAGCAUGGAGAGCUUGAGCGGCCCCUGCACCCAAAGGAACGGGUUCUAGAACAGGCCCUGCAAUGGUGCCAGCUCCCUGAACCAGGCUCUGCUUCCCUGUUGCUGCGCAGGGUCUCCCUAGCCCAGGCCAGCUGCCUCUUCACAGGUGUGCGUCGGGAGAGUCCUCGGGUGGGCCUGCUUCGGUGCCGGGAAGAGCCCCCCAAGUUGCUAGGAAGUCGUUUUCAGGAAAGGUUCUUCCUACUUCGGGGACGCUGCCUAUUGCUGCUCAAGGAGAAAAGGAGUUCUAAGCCAGAGCGAGAAUGGUCUUUGGAUGGUGCAAAAGUUUACCUAGGAAUACGCCGAAAGCUAAAGCCACCAACACCAUGGGGGUUUACACUGAUCCUGGAGAAGCUGCAGCUCUACCUGUCCUGCACAGAUGAGGAUGAGAUGUGGGACUGGACAACCAGCAUCCUUAAAGCCCAGCAUGAUGAUCAGCAGCCUGUGGUCCUUCGGCGGCAUUCCUCUUCUGACCUAGCCCGACAGAAAUUUGGCACAAUGCCCCUGUUGCCUAUUCGAGGUGAUAACAGUGGUGCUACCCUGCUUUCUGCCAACCAGACACUGCGCCGACUGCACAACCGGAGGACGCUAUCCAUGUUUUUUGUGAGUACUGUGCCCCCUUCCCCCAAUGCCAUGUGCUCUCCUGUGUUCCUCUGUGCCCACCCCUGAACAGGGGACCGCUAUGUGCUCCUGAUGCGCUAAACAUUGGUUGCCCUGUGAAGCUGGGAGCAUGGUUCUGGGGGGGGGCGGAGCUACUAGGGCAUUAG